AUGGAAGGAUUCCUAGACUUGGACGAGAUAGAGUCUCGUCCCGUCCAGGAGCCAAAACGAGACGGAAGAGCGCGAUGGACUGAGGACGAAAAUGUUUUAAUUAUGCGCGCUCAUUUUAUAGCGAAGACCCUAGAGCAGAUGUCAGAAAGAACAUAUAGACAACUUCUGACUGAAACAUGGAAUGAUAUCAAGCCAGGAAAACAGCUUUACACGAAUCUGCUGGCUAAUCGAGUGAGAUACCUGCUUGAAAAUGAAAAGCUUUCAAGUGUCGAACUAGCAGCGAUUGAACAGAGCAUAUGGCCACAGACAGCGCCACCAGCAGAAGAGCAUGAACAAGAGCUCAACCAACUGGAAGAACUGCAAGAAGAGCAACAGAAAGAGGACCAGGACGACCCACAAACCAGAAAAAUGAAGCGAAUCUUCGGCCGAAAUACACUACUAUACAGUGGUAUAAAUCCUGAAGCUCGGCUGAAGAUUCCUAGGAUGAAGGGAUCGCGCAUCAUGCUGGAGAAGGUGAGGAUGGUAGAUGCAAUUAUUAAAUCUCACAUCUCAAGCGCGACAACAUUGAGAGAUAUAGUGGACCUGGUAUACACGGGAGCGGCCACUGUAUGUGAGGGGAUGGGAAAGUGUCUAACGGAACCACACAGAAAACCAAAGAAAGAGCAGCCCCCAUGGAGAGCCCGCCUGGAAAGAAAAGUAUUAAAGAUUAGGAAAAACAUCGGAUUACUACAUUCUUACCUGAACACCGAGGUCGUAUCCAACAAAGUCCAUAAGGCAGUCCGUAGGAUAGCCUCUGAGGUCCGUAUAAACCUUAAAGCUUCUGACUCCCGGAUGAAGCUUGAAACCCUCAAUGAUCACCUGAAACAAAAAAUAAAAGCUCUAGGUAACUGUAUAAAACGCUACACUGAAAGUAAAAUGAGGUACGAGAAUAAUCAGCUGUACUAUAAAAAUCAAAAGCAAUUCUUUAGAAACCUGGAAAACAACAACAAUAGUGAUCAGGAACCUCCCAAAACAAAGGACAUGUACACCUACUGGCAGGCAAUAUGGGGUAACAACAAGCAACACGACGAUACGGCUCGUUGGAUCAGGGAGUCGGAGGCUGAAAGCUCCAGGUACAACAUGGAAGAGAUUGAGAUCACCAAACUGGAUAUUGAACAGGUGCUAAAAAAAACAAACAACUGGGCGGCACCCGGACCGGACAAGAUCCAGAAUUAUUGGUGGAAGCACUUCCCGAGCACCCAUCAAACCCUUGCUACCCUUUUUCAGAGAGCACUGACCAACCCAACUGUCAUCCCUGGUUUCUUCACAUUGGGCACCACCAUAAUGUUGCCAAAGGGAAACACAACAUCUGACCCAAAGAAUUUCAGACCAAUAACAUGCCUGCCCACCAUAUAUAAACUACUAACUGGUACCAUCACAAAAUAUAUAUGUGAAGAAAGAAAACAUCUUGGCACGCGAGCAGAAUGGCUGCUGAAAGCGUUUGACUCAGUGCCCCACACCUGGCUGCUGAAAACAUUGAGAUUGUACGGAAUAUCAGAUAAGGUGAUCAAUCUGCUUGAACAUCUCAUGAGCGCCCGAUGUACCACAUUAUUGAUCGAUAAUAGAGGUGAAAGCAGCAUGUCAAAGGAGAUAGCCAUCAAAUGCGGAAUUUUCCAGGGAGAUACUUUGAGCCCCCUCUGGUUUUGCCUGGCUCUGAAUCUCCUAAGUAAACUUCUCAACAAAAGCAAAUACGGAUAUAUCAUCAACAAGACCAGAAACUGCAAAAUAAACCACCAAUUAUACAUGGAUGAUCUCAAACUCUUUGCAGCCAAUAGAGAAGAGAUGAGAAGGUUACUGGAAAUAGUGUCAUCCUUCAGCCAGACGAUCGGCAUGGAGAUGGGACUGGACAAAUGCGCGGUCCUGGAUGUGAAGAGGGGCAGGGUUGCCGAGGGGCCUCAAGAAACUUACAAAUAUCUCGGCAUUCAACAAGCCCUUGACAUAAAAACGCCUGAAGUGAAAGAUAAUUUCAAGACUAAAUACUUUGCCAGGCUAAGGAGUCUUCUUAAAGCUAAGCUCAAUUCGAAGGCACUAUUUACAGCUAUUAAUAUAUGGGUCUUACCCUGCAUUACUUACUCAUUUGGAGUAGUACGCUGGACAGCCGCAGAACUGCAAGCAAUAGACAUCCAAACCAGAAAGCUCCUCACUAGGUAUGGAAUACAUCACCCCCAUUCCUCAGUGAAUAGAUUGUACAUCAGCAGACAUGAAGGUGGCAGAGGGCUCCAAAAUAUCCUCAUAACACACAACAAAAUUGUUUCACAGAUGAGAGAUUACUUCAGAUCAAGAAACUUACCGCUUUUUAAGAUCGUGUGCCAAGCAGAUGAGUACUCAGCCUUGCAGCUGGCAAAAUCCUCGGUGAAUCUCAGGGAACAAUCAUUGGAACAGCUUUCGGAGGAGUGGCACAGCAAAGCCCUCCAUGGCAGAUAUCCUGGAAAUUUAAAAUCUGAUAACAUAAUAAAAAAUGAGUCAUUAACUUACCUGAAAGCAGGAUACCUACACCCUGAAACCGAAGGAAGGCUUAUAGCAAUCCAGGACCAGGUAGUACCAACAAGAGCCUAUAUAAAGAGAAUAACUGGCCGCAACAUACCCUCCGACCUAUGCAGACGGUGCUCCAGAGCCCUGGAAACAAUUCAGCACAUCACAUCCUCGUGCCCUAUACUGGCCCCAAAAGAUUAUAUGGAACGCCACAACGCCAUGGCCAGAGUGUACCACAGGGAAAUCGCGACGAAAACAGGUCUACUGCAAAGUAAUGACGGUUUUUAUAGUUACCAACCACGAGAUAUAAUAGACGUGUCGGUUCCCGCUGACGACAACAUCACCAAAGCCUAUACGGAGAAGGUCAGUAAGUAUCACGACCUGGCCUUUGAACUGAAGGAGAUCUAUGGCCUCAGAAAGACAUCUAUAGUGCCACUAAUAAUAUCGGUGAACGGCUUGGUUGAGGCCCACAUGCUGGAAAAUACAAAGAGGCUGCAACUUGAUACUUACUUGAUUAGUCAAGCCCAAAAGCAAGUGAUUUUGGGCACUACGCGGAUAGUCAGGAAGUUCUUGGCCAGCUCCUGA
Messenger RNA from Harmonia axyridis, 3096 nucleotides. RefSeq lists its product as uncharacterized. The record is from RefSeq and is a predicted model, not a curated record. Bases 1 to 3096 code for a protein of 1031 amino acids. NCBI's taxonomy places the organism in Eukaryota, Metazoa, Arthropoda, Insecta, Coleoptera, Coccinellidae. The transcript has 4 exons.